This is a messenger RNA of Eremomyces bilateralis CBS 781.70, 3274 nucleotides long. RefSeq lists its product as uncharacterized. Gene Ontology annotation, biological process: deadenylation-dependent decapping of nuclear-transcribed mRNA; P-body assembly. Bases 383 to 3001 code for a protein of 872 amino acids. Gene Ontology annotation, cellular component: P-body. The record is from RefSeq and is a predicted model, not a curated record. Gene Ontology annotation, molecular function: RNA binding. Lineage: Eukaryota; Fungi; Ascomycota; Dothideomycetes; Eremomycetales; Eremomycetaceae. The transcript is spliced from 3 exons.
CGCACCACCUGUGUCACGACGUCCACAUUCAUCAUCUUCAUCUUUGGAAAUGACGGAACUCUUGUAUGUACCAUGAAUACAAAUUGUCUGAGAUACCAGUGCAACCAGUUUAGCAUCUCCAAUCGCCAAAGCUAUCAUCUAGCUGUCUGGUGACCAUAGCACUACAGCCAUUUACGCGCCUUUCCCAAUCGCUUGAAAGCAUAUAGUCUACUAUCCGAUUUCCUCGCUUCACACUUCACCACCCACAUAUUCUUCUUCACCAACCUUCCUCAACCGUACCGUCUUGUUGCUCUUAACUAAGGCUCGUACCUAGUUUUAGUUGCAAGAUAUCGAUAGCAUCUAUGCACUACAAUUAGCUUCUCCGUCCUAGCAAUCAGAAGCCAUGUCGUUCUUUGGCUUUGACACCACUUUGCCCCGCGAUCGCAAAGUCGUUCCGGGUUUCAGCAGCCAGCAUGAUGCGUUUGCAGGCCUCGAAGGCGGGGCAGCAGAUGAUAACGCGCUCGAAUUCGAGGACACUUAUGACGGCCUCGGCGAUCAGUUGAGCGACGCCGACGAUGCCCUCAACGACGACACAUUCGGAGAGCAGCCGGCGACUCAGGCUGGUGUGGGAAGAGAUUUUGACUUCGCAUCCCGGACGGCUAGAGUCGCAGAUGCCAUGCAGGAGGAGCAGAUGAUCUACCAUGCCCGCCAUGGCAUCAAUAAGCCGCAGGCACCACCGCCAGUACAGUACCAGCCAGCCAAGACAGGAUACGAGAACUAUGCGGAUGCUUCAUACAUUCCGCGCCUUGAAGCUGAUGCUGCUCUCUGGGGGAUUCCGCCGAAAGCAGCCGAAGCGCCAAGGGAGCAACCUGGCCCUGCAGCCGCCAGGAAGAUGAUGAGCUUAGAGGAGGUGGAGGCAAUGAUGAGACAACAAUCGGUUCACACAACUCAGCAGCCCGCCCCUCAGUCUAUUGCACCCGAGCCGGUUCCUCACCAUCAGCAACAGUUCCAGCCGCCUGGCCCGCCGCCGCCGCAGUUCUCUGGUCCUCCACAAGUCCUUCAACGGCCGCAUCCACAGCAGCCAGGUUUCCUGCCCCCAAUCCAGCAGGCCAUUCCUCAUGAUGCUCGUAGUUUCCAUGAGCGUCCUCCCAUGCAGGCAGAACUGCCAGGGCAGGGUGUCCAGCAUCCCCAGAUCCUUCAGCGACCGAAACAGGCACCGGAACCCAGCAAUCAGAGACAACAACCCCGUCAGCGUCCUCCGCCGCAGCAGGCCAGAGCGUCUCCACAACCGCGCCAGAUCCUCCAGAACCCCAACCGACUUUCGGGUCAGGGCCAACCAGUCCAACAGCCACGCCCAAGCGACGCGGCUGGGCAGCGGGUCCCAACUGGACCGGCUCAUCAACGAGGUCCUUCAUACAGCGGGCCUAUCAUUACCAAUCCUCAGCAGAUACUCCAACUGUCCGACGAAGAGCGAAAGGCAUACCUUAUUGAGGAAGCCAAACGAGCGAAGCGAAAUCACAAGAUCCAUAUGUUGUCGAAAGAUAACGGUCUCAUGACGCCACAAGACAAGAACUUCAUCACUAGGAUCCAACUUCAGCAGUUGAUGGCUUCUAUUGGUAACCUCGACGAGGCUGGAUCUCCGGAAGCUAUCAUCUCGGACGACUUUUACUACCAAGUAUAUGCUCAGAUCCGCGGUGCCGCGCGUGCUCAUCCGGGACAGCCUGCCUCGCAGUUUGCCCAAACCUACCUCUUCCAGACCGGCGGGCGGUACGGUUUCGGGCGAAGGGGUCGCCAGGGAAAUGCCGAUAAUCAUAUCCAGCGAAUGGAGCAGCAAGUGGCGAGGGCGGUGGAAGCCGCAAAAGCGAAGCCCAAAAACAAGCAACUUGUGAUUGAAGGAAGUCUGGGAAAGAUCAGCUUCUCCAAUGCCAAGACCCCCAAACCUCUCCUCAACAUCAAGCCAGCAGCUUUGCAUCACGCUGAAGCACGUCCAGGCAGUGCACAGGGCGGGAAGGAUCCGCACGGAAGUGUGAAGGACGAGGCUACUGAACGUCGUAAGGUCCUGAAGGAUCUUGAAACCGUCUAUGAAACCCUGAUGGCGAUGGAGGAUCACGAUCGCCGGAUGCCACCACCAUUAACCGAGGAGAGCUCUGCGGAUCUGAUCCAAGCGAUGAUGGAAUGGCGGCAUAGGUUGGGACAGUUGAACAAAAAGUUGUGGAAUGGCCUGAGAGUCAUGGAACCUAUUGUUCCUGGCUCACCCAUUCCCCACCCAUUUAUCCUGCUUGUUAACCACGGCAAGGGCAUGAAAGCAUUGGGCCGCGUCUUCCGUCACAUCGACGACAACCAACGCCUCACCAUCACGACCCUCACCCUCAUCAACCUCGAUCACCUCCGCGUCAUCCAACACGGCGUCCCUCCCCCCAACAGCACCACCCUCCCCCAACCCAUCAAAGAUGAAAUCGACCUUUUCACCGCCACCAUUAACCCCCUCCUCUUCGCCGUCUUCCACGACUCCCCCCUUAAUGUUGUCGUCGGACUCCUCGGCCUCAUCGUCGAGCGCACCACCAUCCCCUGGCUCGCCCGCACCAAGAUCGGCACCUCCAUCCUUACCCUCCUCGUCUCCCGCGCCGAAGUCCUCCGCGAAGCCCUCGUCGCCCAGCAGGCCGCGCAGAUGCUCCCCGCCGAGUCCCUCGAACAGCAGCUCCCCGACCUCGCCGCGUACCGGGACACGUACACGAAGCUGUUCGCCGCGCUGGAGCCGGCGCUGCCGUUCCUUUUCGGCGGGUUCGGUCACCCGGCGAAGACCGAGACAGGCGACGACGUCCAUGUGUGGCAGUUCCUGGCGUGCAUCGGGGCGGCGGCGGAUCCGGGGCAGCAGCAGCGGUUAGUACUGGGGGUGAAGGAUCGGGUGAUGGAAACGGUGGGGGUAGCGAGAAGCUUGCCUGGGGAAGAAGGGGAGAAGCGGUUGCACAAGGUCAAUCUGUUCAUGAGGGGAUUGGGGUUGGAUGUGGAGUUGUUGUCGUAGUAUUUUCUUUCUGUUAUUUGCAUUGGCGUAGCAUGAUUGUUAUCGUCAAUGCCUGGGAAAAAGCUGUGUGGAAGGAUAGGGAUGAUCACCAAAUUCAUUCAGAUAUGGUUUCGAAUUUCACGCAGGCUGCGCAUCAAGGAGUAGGUACGCAGUUUGUGAGCCGCCCUAGGAUAGAUUCUACAAGAAAGGGACAAUCCAUCAAUGACAAACAUCGAUACUAUACCUUAUGCCUCUGAAGCAGGUUCGAGCACUUUGACACCUGAAAGGGCUCGU